This is a messenger RNA of Arabidopsis arenosa, 2582 nucleotides long. The record is from the annotation of a GenBank genome assembly. NCBI's taxonomy places the organism in Eukaryota, Viridiplantae, Streptophyta, Magnoliopsida, Brassicales, Brassicaceae.
AUCUAAAGAACCUUGUUUGAUCAUAAUGAGGUUGUUUCUCUUACUUGUUUUCAAUACUCUCAUCUUACUUAAAAAUUUGGACUUCGGUUUUGCUGAUGAAGCGUCCAUGGUUGAUGGUGAUAGACAAGUAUUACUUGCGUUGAAGUCUCAAGUUUCUGAAAACAAACGAGUAGUCUUGGCCUCGUGGAAUCACUCUAUUCCACUCUGCGAGUGGGCUCAUGUUGCAUGUGGCCGCAAACACAAAAGAGUUACUAGUUUGGACCUAGGAGGGUUGCAACUUGGUGGGAUCAUCUUGCCCUCUCUCGGUAAUCUUUCUUUUCUCAGAGUUCUUAAUCUUGGAGACAACUCUUUUAGUGGUACCAUCCCAAAAGAGUUGGGAAUGUUGUUUAGGCUUCAACAGUUGAACAUGAGUUAUAAUAGUCUUGAAGGAGAAAUUCCAAGCCUGUCUAACUGCUCUAGAUUGGUGACCCUUGAUUUAAUGUCAAACCGUCUUAUACACGGUUUACCUUCAGAGCUAGGAUCGUUAUCUAGCCUUGAAAAAUUGCUUCUAUCUAAAAACAACCUUUCAGGGAAGUUUCCCACAUCUUUAGGAAACCUAACAUCUCUCAGGCAAUUUGCCAUUGCAUAUAAUCAUAUGGAGGGAGAAGUUCCAGAUAACAUAGGUAGAUUGACCCAUUUGAUAAGUGUCCAACUUUCACAAAACAAUCUCUCAGGUGUUUUCCCUCCUUCAAUUUACAACAUGUCCUCACUUAGGUUUUUAUCCAUUGUUGGCAAUCAUUUCUCGGGUAAUCUUAGGCCUGAUUUUGGAAAUAUGCUUACAACUCUUAAAGAGUUGUAUUUGGGGAUGAAUUCUUUCUCAGGAAAUCUUCCCAAAACAAUUUCCAAUAUCUCAACCCUCACACAUCUAGAGAUUUCACAAAACCUUUUCACUGGAUCUGUCCCCGUUGGUUUUGGAGCAUUACACAAUAUUCAAAUGUUGGGGAUUAAUGAAAAUUCUUUUGGAAACAACUUAGUUGGAGAUCUUGACUUUCCUAGUGCUUUGGUAAAUUGCACUCAGCUACAAGUCUUAGAUUUUGGUUACAACAGACUUGGAGGAAAACUCCCUAUCUUUGUAGCCAAUCUUUCUAUCGAGUUGGCCGCAAUGUACAUGGGAGGGAAUCUCAUCUCUGGUGGCAUUCCUCAUGCCAUUGGGAAUCUCAUAAACCUACAAGCACUAGGCAUGGAAACAAAUUUGUUGACAGGAAGAAUACCAACCUCUCUUGGGAAGAUUAUAGGGUUGAAAGAACUAGGCCUGAAUUCAAAUAGAAUGUCAGGAGAGAUACCAUCAAAUCUCGGAAACAUCACUCGGUUAAUAAGUCUCAAUUUGUUUAACAAUAGUUUUGAAGGAAGCAUUCCUCCGAGUCUUGGAAAAUGCCGGUUUCUGUUGUUCCUUCGUAUUGGAUCUAAUAAGUUAAACGGGACUAUACCUCAAGAAAUCAUGCAAAUGGAGUCUCUUGUUGGGUUUUAUAUAUCAAAAAAUCUGUUGACUGGGCCUUUUCCCAAAGAUGUUGGAAGAUUAAAACUCCUUGUUGUGCUAUCUGCUGCAAACAAUAGAUUUCAUGGAAACAUUCCUGAGACAUUAGGGAACUGUCUCUCCAUGGAAGAAAUUUACCUUGGAGGAAACGGAUUUGAUGGAGCCAUUCCAGAUAUCAGAAACUUGAGAGCUCUCAGAAUCUUUAUUUUAUCGAACAACAAUUUAUCGGGCAGUAUACCUGAAUAUCUGGCCAAUUUUCCCUCGUUACAGUAUUUGAAUCUCUCAGUUAACAACUUGGAAGGAAUAGUUCCAACAAAAGGAGUGUUUCAAACUCCUGAAAAGUUUUCAGUAUCUGGUAAUGGAAAGCUUUGUGGAGGCAUCCCUGAACUAAAGUUAAGCCCAUGCCCUCAAAACGUAGUUUCAAAGGCAAGAAGGCAUUCAUCAAACAAAAAGAAAAUUAUCAUCGGUGUUAGUAUCGGUGUAGCUUCUCUUUUGUUGUCACUGUUUGCUUUGAGUCUACUAUACAUUCUUAUGAAAAGGAAGAAGAAUGACGCCCAUGUAAGCGACUUUGGUCUUGCUCGAAUCCUCGACCAGGAAUCCUUCAUCAACCAAUUGAGCUCCACGGGUGUCAGAGGAACCAUCGGCUAUGCAGCACCAGAAUAUGGAAUGGGAGGAAAACCAUCUAGACAGGGAGAUGUGUACAGCUUCGGAGUUCUUAUGUUGGAGAUGUUCACUGGAAAGCGUCCAACUGAUCAACUGUUUAUCGGAGAUUUAACUCUCCGUAGCUAUGUCGAUUCGGGGCUGCCCGAACAUGUACUUGAUAUGGCUGACAUGUUGAUUCUCCACGGUGAAGUUAGGAACAACAACGUCAACAUUGCUGAGUGUUUGAAGAUGGUGUUUCAUGUGGGAAUAAGGUGUUGUGAAGAAUCUCCGAUAAAUCGGAUGACUAUGGCUGAAGCUUUAGCUGAAUUAGUCUCACUCAGAAAGAGGUUCUUUAAAACCAAGAGGACGACAUUCCGGGCGGGUCGUUAGCUUUUUGGUGGUCUAAAACUAAAACACUAUACAUGUG